This is a messenger RNA of Vitrella brassicaformis, 2573 nucleotides long. The record is from the annotation of a GenBank genome assembly. NCBI's taxonomy places the organism in Eukaryota, Vitrellaceae.
GGGGGACAGGCACACACAGGCAGUGCAGCUCGCUACGCAUGUCGUCUACCCAUUGCAGCAAGGCACGGGCGAUGGCGGACGAGUCCUGCACAAGGGACGAGUUACCUCCUCAGCAGGAGUCGUAGUCCGACUCGGGGUCGUCCUCUUCACCAGACGACAUCUCAUCGUCCAUGUCGACCCGCUCCCUGCACGGAGGCCAACCAAGAACAGGUGCAUGUGCUUGGAUGCGUGCAUGGCUCUGCUUUGCUGCAUGCUCACUCUUCGUGCAGGCACUUGAGGUCGUCGAGGACGGAUGUGAAGGGUCGGAUGACGAGCAGGCUGUGGUCGGGGUUGAGCUCCUUCCUCAUGGGCUUCGAAAUCAUCGCGUAAACGUCCAAGAGCCCCACACUGCACAAAUGCAUACACACGCAGAGCCGCGGUCGCACGUAUUUCCUUUCAUGCUGCCACUCCCUUUCCUUUCCUUUCCUCUCACCCCAGGGCCUCCGACACUUUCUCGCACUCCUCCGUGACCUUUGGUCUGUUGAGGAUCGCCAUGGGGUUGUUCAUGAGGGCCUUGCGCUCCUCGGGGUCGUCGAUGAGCUUGUCACAUUUGUUGAGAAUAAUGCAAAGCUUUACCUUGUGCUCUAAAUACACGCAUACAGAGAAGAGGGAGAGAAACAGAGACAUGAAGCGGGCAGAUGCAGCACAGGGAUGAGCACAUCACAACCACGACUACGAAGCAGCCUCUCUGCACUUGAUUACUUACUAUUGAUCUCCUCAACCAUCUUGCGGUAAUUUUCGAGGCCACUCUCACUCGUGGCAGCCGCAUCGAUGACCAGGAACACAACGUUGGGUCGGUAGGCUUCCAACUGGGGAUCAUCGUCAUCCCCCGACCUGAUGAAACCAAACCACACAUCGGACACACAUCAGCGAUCUGUGAGCGGAGAGAACAUGACACUGCGCACACAUUGCCCUACCGCAAGAGUGACAUCGCGUUCUCCUCCUCCCUGGUGAGCUUCUUUCCCAGGCCUUUGUUGAAAUACAUGUCCUUGAUUCCUUCACAGCCGAGCUUCAUGUUGAAGCUGUUUUUCAUCCGGCCCUCCAUGGCCAGCUUCAGCAAACCCUCAUCGCCACCGCCGAUCUCCAGCCCUGUAUACACACAGAGGCAGGCACACAUGCGUGCAUUGUGAUGAUAUGAGAGGUGCGUAACACCCAUAUACGUCACGUACCUUUGCCGUCCUGCAGACAUACGCGCUCGUUGCCGCCCAGCAUGUACGUCUCAAACAGGGAAGUGACGCUGCCGGAGUGGCUGCCGGGAGCCGUGUGGGAAUACUGCACACCCACACAACGCCACUAGGAAAGUGGAGGGCUUGCACUGGUUGCUCACUUCCACAUAUCGGCCGUGCGAGCCCUUGGCGCUCAUGAUGGAUCGGCUGUGGUUGCAGAAUGUCGUCUUGCCGACGCUGAAUGAAGACAGCAAACAGUGUUUCAAAAUGUGUGCGCCAGGCAAUCAUCUUUAUGCAUCAUACCCUGGCUCGCCAGUCACUAUAAUUUUGAGAGGCUUGCCCUUGUAGUCCCUGAUGGAGCGCUUUUUCUCCUUCAACCUGCAGCCACCAAAGAAAGGAACACAAGCCCAACAUAUACGUCUGGGGGGGGGAGCCACUAUCACCUGAGACGUAUGGGUGGGGAUAUCAGCGGGUCACGUGCCUGCAUCACCAGCCAGUCAUACACAAGAGAUGAUAUUGUGCAGAAGUGAUUGAGUGUCGUGGAACUCGUGAUGUACAUGUGCCGACCAUAGGAGCAUCGUCGUCGGAGUCUUCCGCCAUCGCCACAUCCCCAUCAGACACAUGAUUCAUUAGCCCACUGCAUAGAAAAAUAAGCACACACCCACUACAUUAUCGCUAAUCUCGCCACUCUCUUCAUCCCACCCACUUCUGCACGUGAGCGAAAACUAUGAUCUUGUCUUUGGCAGCGACCGGCAGCGGGCGGAGGAAGCCGUUGAUCUCCACGGCAUACCCGCCAUGGCCAUCUCCAUAGACAAAAUGGCCGUCGAGCAAACCAACAACUCUCGGGGGCAAGCCUGGCUCCUGAAUGACACACCAUUCAGAACAGACAGACCAGACAGGCAGGCAUCAGAGACCGACAAUCACCGUCGAUGUAUUUGCCUUUCUGUCUCAGUAGUGGUCACCUGUGCUGAAUAGCCUGACGACGAUGGGGCUCUGCCGUCGCUGCCGGGCGGCCUGACCUCCUGAUAGGCAGCAUUCUCCAUCAGUGUGUAACGCUGCCUCCCACGAGCAACGCAAUAACGAGACCUGCGGGAAGCACAGGAAGCGACACUGUCAGGCGGGAAAUGGGCUGUGUCUGCGCUGCACCUGGUGAACGCAGAUGUGCCGGGACCGACGAACCCCAGUGGCGGCGGCUGUGUUGUGAGUGUGAGCGCACUCUGCCGCAGCUGCUGUUGUCGCGGCUGCUCGUGUGUCAGCUGCUCAGCCUCUCGCGGAGAGGGCGACAGCUCGAUGUGCGGCGGCAAGGAACGGAGCGAGGGAGCAUAGGCCUCAAAUAUUUCGCGGCCCCCCCCCCCCUCAGACAUCAAU